Molecule: messenger RNA, 8662 nt
Organism: Phymastichus coffea
Lineage: Eukaryota; Metazoa; Arthropoda; Insecta; Hymenoptera; Eulophidae
Gene: Calx
Product: sodium/calcium exchanger 1
Exons: 9
Coding region: 669-3293 (874 amino acids)
Biological process (GO): calcium ion import across plasma membrane; sodium ion transmembrane transport; cell communication
Cellular component (GO): axon; sarcolemma; postsynapse
Molecular function (GO): calcium:sodium antiporter activity
Source: RefSeq, a predicted model, not a curated record
CAAGCUCUACGACAUAGAGUUUGCUUUUGUUGUCGGUGUGUAAAUCGCGUAACGUACAGUGCUGUCCUUACUGCUCGGGGGUUGACUUGAUCUUUGCUCGGAGAACAAAGAAAAAAAAUAUUAAAACAAAUACGAAUGAAACCCCACGCGUGAUGGGAGUUGUUCUCGCUCGUUAUACUGCCGAGGAGACCGGCGACUGCUGUUUUGUCUCAUGCCUUGCCGUUGUCAUUGCAACAACCCUCACGACCUGCCGGUAAUCAGUGCGGCGUAGAUGUAGGCCCUGUACCUCUUAUCCCUUUCUCUCUGUCUGUCUCUCUCUCUCUCUCUCUCUCUCUCUUUCUCUCUCUCUCUCUCUCUCUCUCUCUUCUCUCUCUCUCUCUCUCUCUCUCUUUCUCUCUCUUUCUUACUCGGUCUUUGUCUUUUCUCCGAAUAAAAGUUAUUUCUUAUAAGUGCGAUAUGCGUGGUGUACAAGUCAGUGCAACGUGAAAGCCGCCAGUGAUGACAGAGUAAGAGCACAGCAGCCAUGUGGUGAUUUGACGAAGGCAUGAAGUGCGACGACGACAACAAUGAAGCCAACGACUGGCUGCCAAUAAAUUAUCAUCCGGAGUCGUUGCAUUAACGCGCAAAUAUAAAAGAAAAAUUUGGAUUGAAAGGGAAAAGAAAUAACGAUGGAGAACAAUACAAUCUCGUGUCAAGCCGGCCUUGUGAUACCAUUGUGGUAUCCAUUGGAUGGUCUCGACACCUGGGACAAGGUGUUUCGCGGCACGGUAUAUUUCCUGGUGAUGGCCUAUUUGUUCAUCGGGGUAUCGAUAAUAUCCGAUCGUUUCAUGGCGGCCAUCGAGGUAAUCACCUCGCAGGAGAAAGAAUUGAUAGUGAAACGCCAAGGCAAAGAGCCACAAAUCAUUAUCGUGCGAGUGUGGAACGAGACAGUAGCCAAUCUGACGCUCAUGGCGCUGGGCAGCAGCGCGCCUGAAAUCCUGCUGUCGAUCAUCGAGAUCUACGCGAAGAACUUUCAAGCGGGCGAACUGGGACCCGGUACGAUCGUCGGUUCGGCCGCCUACAACCUCUUUGUCAUCAUCUCGAUCUGCGUGUUCGUCAUACCCAGCGGCGAGACUCGCAAGAUCAAGCACUUGAGGGUGUUCUUCGUGACGGCAACUUGGAGUAUAUUCGCCUACAUCUGGCUGUACAUCAUCCUCGCGGUGUCGAGCCCCGGCGAGCUAGAGAUCUGGGAGGGACUGUUGACGUUCAGCUUCUUCCCGGCCACGGUGCUCACGGCUUACGUGGCCGACCGCAGACUGCUGAUCUACAAGUACCUACACAAGGGCUACCGCAUGAACAAGCGUGGCGUGAUCGUCGAGACGGAGGCCGGCGACUCGGACGUCGGCCUCGAGCUCGAGAUCAAGGCCCAGCACGAGCACGGCAACGGCAUGAUCGAGCGCUACCUCGACGCCGACACGCCCGAGUCCCGUGAGUUCGAGCAGACGCGGCGCGACUACAUCCGCACCCUCAAAGAGCUGCGCAAGAAGAACCCGCAGCUGCCGCUCGAGCAGCUCGAGGUGAUGGCGCACGAGGAGGUGCUGGGCAAGGGCCCCAAGAGUCGCGCCUUCUACCGAGUGCAGGCCACGCGCAAAAUGGUCGGCGCCGGCAAUCUCAGUCGCAAGAUCAGCGAGCGCGCCCAGAGCGACUUGAGCGAGGUGAAGGCCGAGCUGCAACGCGCCGAGGCCGAGAGCAUCGACAUCGAGAACGUCAACGCCCAGCGGGUCUACUUCGAGCCCGGCCACUACACUGUCAUGGAGAACGUCGGCACCUUCGAAGUCGGCGUGACGAGGGUCGGCGGCGACCUCAACCGGCCGUGCACCGUCGACUUUUGCACCGAGGACGGCACCGCCGAGGCCGGCUCCGAUUACGAGAGCGCCAAGGGCACUCUCAGAUUCGAGCCCGGCGAAACCAGGAAGACCAUCAAGCUGUCGGUCAUCGACGACGAGCUCUUCGAGGAGGACGAGCACUUUUACGUAAGGCUGAUGAACGUGUCGCAGCCGGCGAUGCUGGCGUCGCCGAGUCUGGCGACAGUAAUGAUAUUGGACGACGACCAUAGCGGUGUGUUUGGCUUCCCGGAACGCGACGUCGAGUUGGUGGAAAGUGUGGGCCAGUAUCCGUUACGGGUAAUCCGUUACAGUGGCGCCCGGGGACGUGUUAACGUACCUUAUCGAACGGUCGAGGGUACAGCCAAACCUGGCAAACAGUAUCUUCACGCCGAGGGUACCAUCACCUUCGAGGAUAAUCAGACAGAAAAAGCUAUAAACUUAACGAUUGUCGAGGAAGAUUCUUACGAAAAGGAUGCACUAUUUUACGUUGAACUCGGCGAUCCACAAUUACAAGGAGCGGAGGCAGGUCUGGCGGCUGAGGCAGAGCUGAAAGCACCGGAAGAUCGCACCGAAGAGGAGAAAAUGUCGCUGCUGGGCAGGCCAAAACUCGGUGACAUUUCACGCGCUCAGAUCAGGAUCAAGGAAUCCAAGGAAUUUAAGAAUACUGUCGACAAACUCGUUCAGAGAGCCAACGCCUCGUUGAUUUUGGGUACGAGCUCAUGGAAGGAACAGUUCACGGAAGCACUGACCGUUAGCGGUGGUGACGACGAUGAGGAUGGCGCUGAGGAAGGCGAAGGGGGCAGGCCCCCACAGGCACCCUCGGCUGGCGAUUAUCUUAUGCACUGCCUUACGAUCUUCUGGAAGGUACUGUUCGCCUUCGUACCACCUACAAAUAUCGCUGGAGGCUAUCUAUGCUUCGUCGUCAGCAUCUUUGGCAUUGGCGUAGUAACAGCCGUAAUUGGCGACGUCGCAUCCUACUUCGGCUGCACCCUCGGUAUCAAGGACUCCGUCACGGCCAUUAUGUUCGUCGCCCUUGGUACCAGCAUACCCGACACAUUCGCGAGCAAGGUGGCAGCCUGCCAGGACAAGUAUGCGGACGCGAGUGUCGGCAACGUGACCGGAAGCAACGCGGUCAAUGUCUUCCUGGGGAUAGGCGUCGCAUGGAGCAUCGCUGCCAUUUACCACGCUUGUCAUGGCAACAGAUUUCUUGUUGAACCAGGCAGUUUGGCAUUCUCCGUGACACUAUUCUGUUCGGAGGCCUGCCUGGUGAUUGUCGUUCUGAUGAUGAGGCGGUCAAAAGUAGUCGGAGGUGAACUUGGUGGACCCUUCUUCUCGAAAUGCAUGACUUCAUUGUUUCUCUUCUCCCUUUGGGUCUUCUAUCUCGUCAUGUCGACUCUUGAGGCCUACGGCGUUAUCAAAGGAUUCUAAACAGAUAGAACUACAACUAUAGAUGCAUACAUACACAUACAUACUUACACGAAGAAAAUAAUACAUACAUACACAUAUGUACAUAUAUACAUGUAUACAUGUCGGCGUGUAUACAGUGUUAAGGCCUAUAUACGUUACCGCCAAUAACUGUACGAAGAUAUACAUAUAUACACGAUGUAUACAUGGGAUUACCUACAUUAUUAGUUCGAUUUUUUGAAUGUACACGCACAUGCGACGUGAGAAACGCAUGAAUAUACGAUUCGUAGACCGAUGAAAAAACACUUUCACAAAAGUUGAAAUAUACAGCGCGGUUUGAGUAGCUAUGGUCGAAAUACCGAAGAGUAAAAUACUAUUGAUAUUAUAAUUUAGCGAAAAUAAGUAAACGUGUAUGCAUUGAAUAAAUCAUCGAGUGAAUGCGAAUGUUUCAUGCAGGCGUAAUGUUUGGUGCGAAUCAUUUUAAAGUAUAAAAGAAUUUGCCUUAAUGUAGCGAAAUACAUGCGAAAAAGUCAAAGUGUUACGUGUAAUUACAAGUCAAGUUUAAUCCAUAACCAUGAUCGCCAUGAGCAAUGACAAACCUUACAUAUAUCAUGGAUAUUUAUUACCAUUCAAAGGUUGGAAUAAUCAUAAUAAUAAAAAAGAAUAUAUAUAAAAUAGCGACUCACUUGGAUGUAAAAGGAAACGAUCAUUCAUGAAAGUGUUACAGAUAUAAUCUAUAUGUAUAAUAUUUAAGUAGCGCAGAUCUGCGUCGCUGUACCUUCCUAUCAGAGGUUUGAUAUAUAUUAAGCUGUAUAAUUUUGUAUAAAAUAUAUGUGCAACAACAGAUUAAUUUAAUUGAUCCGAAACAUUAAUUCAUUGUGAAUGCAAGAAUAAGACUUUCACACACGCAUCUACAAAAUUUCAUCUGAUUCAAAAAUAUUUUAGCAGUUGAAUUAUAACUCGAAGUUUCACUCAAAUGUUUUUUUUUAUUUGUUUUAUAUUAAAAUUCUUUAUGAUCCAAUUAUUCUUAUCUAAUUUGUAUGACCAAAAAUAAUUUUUAAAAUUGCAUAAAUAUCUACACCUUCUAAUUUUGAAUAUUUUAAUCAAUAAAAUUGAGUGAAAAACGAAUAAGCUUCUAAAAACGAUAAUAAAAUAAACAAAUACAAGCUCAGUUGUUAUAAAAAUUGUAAGCAAUUGUAAUUGAUACUAGUUUUGUGUUCCAAAUAGAACGUUGAUUCAAAAAUUAAUGUACAUUGAAUGAUAUUCCAAAGAGCUGUGACAAAAUAUAGUAAUGAAGUGGUUUAUUCAAACAAUAUAAAUUAAAAGCUAUUUUUCAUUCGUCAACAAAUCUAUUUCAACGGUCUAAACGCAUACGUGAAAAUCGCAUACAGUUUUUAACUUUAACUAUCUGUCGUUUUAUGGAUUUUUAAUUACUUUUCUUGGACUGUUAUUAAAUUCGAAGCUUGAAAGCUAGAGGAGUUAUUUACAUAAACGAAAACAGCAAUAUAUUUUCAUUAGUCUUAUAUUGCCUGCGAAAUGCAGUAUAGUCCAAAAUAUAUGCUAUUUUUUUGUAUGUGUUUGACUCAACCUCGUAAAAAAGACAAGCAACUAUUAUUUUAUUUUAGUUUAUUGAAUUAUUUAGAUCAACGGUUACAAAUAAAUUAAAUACAUAUUUCAAUUUUUAAUGAAAAAAACACUUUUUUGUUUGAAAAAGAUUUACUAAUCUGAAAAUGUUAUAAAAACAUAAAUACACACAAAUAUAAAAAAAUCAAUUUGUCUCAAUUUCAUUUGGAUAAAAAGAGCUUACAGCAGUAACUUUCAUUCUUCUUAUUCCAGCUUAAUUUAUCAUUGUGUACAUUUGAAAAAAAAUGCGAUUUCGUUAGUGUAAUAUAUUUGCCAAUUGAAAGCUCAUAAUUUUAUGCAAAAAUUUAUAUACAUAUAUGCAGUGACUACGCCUUUCAAAUACUUUUUAUAACAAAAAACGUCAAAGUAAAUAAAAGUUACUAUUCGGUAGAUGCAACUUAUUAACAAAAAUAUACCGAGAACCACUCGAUAGCAAAGCGUUAAAGUGAUAAUCCGUAAAAAAUAAUCGCGGCUAUCUAAGGGAUUUUCGUUGCUGAUCAAUGCGAAUGGUGGCAUCGUGAAAAUAGAGAGUAUUGUAUUAAAUUUAUAAUUUUAGAUGUAAAGAAUAAAGGGUUUCAGUAGUAAAACAAAAUUAGACAAAGUAAAUUAAACCAAAUUGUUAUCACUAUAUUAACAUUCAUAAUUUCUUUAAAAAUUUGGAAAAGCAAUUUCAAACAAUUAAUAAUAAAAGUGUGUAUCGAUAAUCCAAAGCCUACCUCAAAUCGAAUGGCAAGUUGCAUCAUCGACGAAAUUGCCUUGGAAACACGCGAUGUCAUAAUCGUGCAUUUUUCUGUUGUUAAACAUUAUAGAGACACGUUAUUCCUUCUAAUAAAAAACUGAAAAAUAUAGAUAAGGCAAAUAAGUAAGCCUUUGAAUUGAGACACCUAAAAAGACGUAUUAUAUUAUCUGGAUACAAUAUGUUGAUAUCGGAUAUACAAUAUACAGAUAUUAUACAUAAAAUUUAGGCCUGAAAAUAUAUAUUUAGUCGACAACUUGUACGUAUUUAGCGAUAAUAAGGUAUUUCGAUAAAUUUCACUGUUGACAGUGAUGUAUCAUGAAAUAAUUAUGCUAAUACAAACAUUUUAUACUAUUUACUGCAAAUUCAAUUAUAUUGUACACUAAAUUUACUGAAAUUAAAGUAGAAAAUAAGUAUAAAAGUGAUUGUAGGAAUAUUGAAUCACAGUGCAUUUUGUAAAACUGCAAAGAAAAACAAUUAUCAAUAAACAUCUUUAUUAUUUCAGAAAAAUCUUUCAAGAAUGUAAGGUCAUCUGGUGUUAAACAGUGAAAAUUAUAAGUUUUCUUUACUGUGGUGUAAAAACCGUUCUAAUAAAGUUAUAACGGUAAACUUUUUUUCAUCUUAAAGUUCUCGGUAAAUCUUCUCAUUUUUUUUGUUUUUCAAUCUCAAAAUCUCAGUUAGGCGCGCUAAAAUAUCCUCUAAAGCACAGCAUUUGAUUUUUAGAAAAAAAAAGUGGUUUAACAUACUUUUUUGAACGUUGGAGCGAACGAAUAUUAUUUUUAAAGGACUCAUUUUGUUUCUUAACAUCAGUAGUCUAGAUUAAGUGAAGAAUUUUUGGAAAUAGUCAAUGUUACUUUUUUUAUGAGAACUUUCACAAAUUUCGUUCAAAAUUCUUUUUGGAUAAAUAUGCAAAAGGUCUUAUAAAAAUGGUAAAAUUGACUAUUUCGAAAGCUCCUUCGCUUAAUCUUGAGUACUGAUCUGAAAGAAUAAAAUGAGCCCUUUAAAUACUGCAGCGUUCAGAAAAUCGUAAUAAACCAAACUUUAAAAAAAAUAAAGUGUUACAUUUAAGAGGGCUUUCUAGAGUCCUUACUUGAGAUUUUAGGACCUAAAAGGAAGAAAAUAAAAUCAUUUAUCGUGUACUAGAUGAUAAGAAAAUAUUCAUAAUAAUAACUUUCAUAGAAUUUUUUUAUCACAACAGUAAAGUUAUAAUUUUCGCAGUUUAACACCACUCGGUCCCGCUUAAAAGCUGUUCACCAAAAGCUCGAAUAUAUACUAUUCUUUUAAUAAUACUUUCAAAAAUGGAGGUCACUAAUUAUGCCACACAAAAAAUAAGUAUUGAAAUUGAACGCAAUAAUAAAAGACUACGUGGAGUUUACCAAUGAAUUUAAAUGCUGCUUUUAUCGUGUUAAUAAAAACUUUUCCAGAACUUUGUGUAGUACAUUUAUCACAGAGAAUGCAAGUUGCAAAAUUUGUUUUCAAUUCAAAACUCAAAUUUUACAAUUUAUAUAUAUUGAUAAUUCAUAGAAUUUUAUUAAUAUUUAUCAAAAUAAAAGAUCAACCAAACUUCUUAUGAGAUUUGCAUCUCUAAUCAACUGGAAAAAUGAAACAUAAAUCUUUUGUGCUAGAUGAUUGGUUAAUUACUUCUUGAAAGAGCAAAUCAGGUAAAUUCCAUGAAUUUAGCAGAACCAAAAUAUUGUUUCUCAUUUUUCGAAAAAAUUUAGCCAGUUUGUUACAUAUAUUUUAUACAACAUUUUUUACACAAUUCUUGUCAAAAUUACUGCCUUUUCUGAAAUUAACAAUGUAUAGUAAAUGUAGAUUUUCAUUGAACAUUACUAUAUUAAACAUUGUCGAAAUAUAUUUUGUUGCCGUUUUGUUAAUUUUUCAGCAAUAGUUAUAUACUUUCAGUAUAAAAAUGUCAAAUGUUAUAAAAUUAACAAUUAAAUGAUAUUGUUAUGUAUAACUAAAUGGAUUAAUCAAAAAUAGAAGCAUUCGCAAUUUUUCUGCCAAUAUUUAUUAAUGUAAUUUGCUUGAUAAUCUUGGGCCUCCAUUAUAUCAAUAAUAUUUGAAGUUUUGAAGAUAACAAAAUAUCUAAUCACUUACAAGAAUCACGUACGCUACAUAGAUAUUUAAUCGCAAAAAUUCUCUUCGCGGUACUAGUAACUAUACACUAAUAAAUAUAAACUAUUUCGACUUGUCAGAUAAUAGAAAUUAUAAUUUAUUAAAAAUAACUCCGUACGUGGCUAGCCCUAGUUUUUAUUCAUGUUCUAGUCGACAAUUUAACAAACUAUAUUCUAACGAGAUAAUCAUUCAAUAUUUCAAAAUAAAAUGGAAUAAUAAAAACAAGUCUUUAAAAAAAGGACCAAAGCCCUGUGAGGCACGUUUAUCUUAUUAAAUUCGUACGAUGUAAUGGUAAAAACGCGCUAGGACACGUUUAGGUUGAUGAGGAACACUAAAUCGUAAAGUUUCAUAGUUUGCGAUUUGAUGUAGAUCGAGUCGCAUUUUAUUCAUAUACACAAAACUUUUCUGGUUAUAGUUUAGAUACAGUUAUCAAGUGAAAUUAAAUAUACAACAAUAAUAAAAUUAUUAAUGAUACGCAAGUUUAUAAAACAUCAAUAAUCGCAAAAGUGGAAGAUAAAAUUGAUACCACCGAUAUUAUGUUACGAUGAUAUUGUUGCUGAAGAAUGUGAAAUAGUUAGUAAUGUACGUAUUUCCCCAUGUAAUGUUUAUUAAAUUUUAUUUUUCAUUAUUCUUUAUCAUUAGAAGACACGAAAGUAAGAUGAAAGCUAAUUGCCAUCAUGUAUAAUGGUGAACGAUAUUGUCAUUAAAUAUUACAGAUUUAAACGUUAAACAUAAGUAAUUACAAUAAUAAAAUUGAUUAUGCAUUUAAGAAUAUCUUUAACUAUAACAAAAGAUAUUAAUGAUAUUAGUAUAUACAAGUAAAUUUUUUUAAAUUAAUUUUUUAAAUGAAUUGAUGCUGCAAUAAAACGAUAUUUUCUAAAAAUUUAUUAUUUCAAGAGCUCAUGAAGUUUAUAAC